Messenger RNA from Cavenderia fasciculata, 534 nucleotides. RefSeq lists its product as uncharacterized. Gene Ontology annotation, cellular component: membrane. Lineage: Eukaryota; Evosea; Eumycetozoa; Acytosteliales; Cavenderiaceae. Gene Ontology annotation, biological process: chondroitin sulfate proteoglycan biosynthetic process; heparan sulfate proteoglycan biosynthetic process. The transcript has 4 exons. Gene Ontology annotation, molecular function: protein xylosyltransferase activity. The record is from RefSeq and is a predicted model, not a curated record. Bases 1 to 534 code for a protein of 177 amino acids.
AUGAGUAUGGACAUGAACAUUAAGAAAAACCCAUUGGCUUUCAUCAUUUUCGUUCAUACUUUGGAUCUUGAUUCACUUGCUUUUCUACUCAAGGUUUUAUAUUCUACAAAUCAUUAUUAUAUUAUACAUGUUGAUAAAUCAUUGUCAUUUAAGGAUUUUGAAAAGAUUAAAGAUUAUGUAAAAUCUCAAUCAAACUAUUCCAAUAAUAUAAAGGUUCUUGAUAACAGAAUCAAAGGUAAAUGGGGAGACAUUUCAUUGGUCUAUAUGGAACUAAUUUCCUAUGCCGCAUUAUUUCACAUGGUCAACCAAAGACAACAACAAAACAAUGAAGAGGAGGUGACGACACCUCUCCCGCAACAUUGCAACACCACCUACGAAUUUAGAAACCACCCAACAAACCCAGACACUUUAAAGAUUCAACCAAAUACAUCCCGUUUUCUAGUAUGGGCAGGCUGUUGUUACGAAAAGCAUAACAAUGGGCAAACCAACCGCCCAAAAGGGAACAUAGUUGGUUUUCCCCAACAAAUAUCAUAA